CAUUUGUAAUGAGUCAAUUAUUCUUUUUCAGACAAGAAACAAAACGAAACCGGAAGAAGUUCUACGACACCUGGACAGAUUUAUGUACGCGUGUAGUCGAGUAAAGAGGAAAGAAAAGAAAAAGCGCUCUUCCGGCUUCUUUUACCGGGGACACUGCACACACCCUAGUAUAUAAACUUGAUCCCGUCAUCCACUUAAUGCAGUUGUGUUCGACACUUUUGGAAAGACACAAGUAACGUUUUGAAAAAGUGAAAAAAAUGUUUCCUGUUUCUGGACAAAUAGUUUUCGUCGUGUUCUUCGCCGUCGGUGCACUUUCAGCAGACAUCCACUCAGACAAUGGAAUCGGCCAGCCAGAAGAGAACAUCAGCGAGACUGCUGCAAGCCACCAGCCAAGAUUCGGUCUGCCCAUCAGCUACGGAAAUGAUUUACAAGGCUUUAACUCAGGAAUGACUCAAACACCGGUCAAAAUUGAACUUGGAGGAAUAUUUUUGGGUACGCUCAUUGGAUUAGGUGCCGUUUUAAUCGUACCCAAGUUGGCCCACUUAUUUUCUUCUCACAACUCUGGCCAUGUUGGUUAUUCUGGUAGCAGCUAUUCUAGAGCUGAUAAUGACAACGUUAUGGUCGGGAUCAAACGUUUCAUUUCUCGGAUUGAUGAAACACUUCAAGCCAAUAAGAUCGACUCGACAGCCUGUUUGGAACGAGCAGUCUGCACCUCCACCCAAUUCUUAAGCCAGAAAACCGCCGAUGACCUUAUCGUAUCAGCAGCCAACUCUUCCGUUGUCAACUUCAUCAUCGAUGGCUCUAAACUGAAGACAGCUCUGGAAAAAGGGCUGAAUCGGGAAAACUGUACAAACGCAUAUCCUCAGUGCGCGUUUAACAAGAAUUCAUUGAUGAUGGGCUUGAAGACCAUGAUGUCGAGCAAUACAAUUUAGUCCUGGGAUGUGUUCCGAGACGAAAUCAUCAGUAGAGUAGUGGAUUAAUGAUCUAUUAAUAUCGUUAGUCACAGUAAACUUGAUUGUAAAUAAAAUUGUUAAAGUUACUUGUUUGUCUAUAUUACUAAUAAACA
Cimex lectularius (bed bug) is the source of this 1066-nucleotide messenger RNA. RefSeq lists its product as uncharacterized. The record is from RefSeq and is a predicted model, not a curated record. The coding region runs from base 258 to 932 and encodes 224 amino acids. NCBI's taxonomy places the organism in Eukaryota, Metazoa, Arthropoda, Insecta, Hemiptera, Cimicidae. The transcript is spliced from 6 exons.